Nematolebias whitei (Rio pearlfish) is the source of this 822-nucleotide messenger RNA. RefSeq names its product intraflagellar transport protein 172 homolog. The transcript is spliced from 5 exons. The record is from RefSeq and is a predicted model, not a curated record. Lineage: Eukaryota; Metazoa; Chordata; Actinopteri; Cyprinodontiformes; Rivulidae. The coding region runs from base 1 to 477 and encodes 158 amino acids.
AUGGCCUUCAUCUUUCUCAACCACUUCCUGGACCUGUGUGACGCCAUUGACGAGGGCACCCUGGAUUGUCUGGAUCACUCCGACUUCCUGGACACUGACAUUCCCUUCGAGGUUCCGGUUCCGACCAAACUCUGCGUCACCGUUGAUCAACGGGAGCAGAUCCGGGACUGGGUUCUGAUGAUGUCCAUGGACCAGCGGGUGGAGCAGGUUCUUCCCCGUGACGACAGGAACACGUACGAAGCCUCGCUGGUGGCGGCGAGCACCGGACUCCGCUCGCUGCCCUGCGUUCUGACCGGAUACCCGGUGCUUAGGAAUAAAAUUGAGUUUUCUUCAGCGGGAAAAGCAGCCAACAAGGAAGACUGGAACAAAUUCCUCAUGGCUACGAAGACCACUCACAGCCCAGAGUGUCAGGACGUCCUCCAGUUCAUCAGUCAGUGGUGCGGUGGUCUCCCAACCUCCGGCUUCUCCUUCCACUGACACAAACGCACUCAAGCUUGUAACGUGCGUUGUUUUAUUUAAUUACAUGCUUCCAUCUUCACCAGCCGACACGUUUAAAAUGUCCAAACUUAGAUUUCCUCUGUUUCCUGUGUGACUCCGACACCAGCGUUCUUUUCAGCGCAGCGAACUCGUCCUCCCAACAUUUUAUUUUUAUCCCAUUUAAAUGAUGUUUAAAUUCAUUUUGGAUCACAUGAAGAAUUAACUCCCGAAGAAGAGAGCAGUCAAAAAUAAGAACAACAAAUAUUUAAAAGCAGCCAAAUUUUACUAUUCGAACACGUCUGACGAAGCUGAACAUAUGUACCGGUAUGCAAAGUUUAUUUAACA